Sceloporus undulatus (fence lizard) is the source of this 2952-nucleotide messenger RNA. RefSeq names its product sprouty RTK signaling antagonist 1 (gene SPRY1). Gene Ontology annotation, cellular component: cytosol; membrane. Bases 836 to 1798 code for a protein of 320 amino acids. Gene Ontology annotation, biological process: negative regulation of Ras protein signal transduction; negative regulation of MAP kinase activity; animal organ development. The transcript has 3 exons. The record is from RefSeq and is a predicted model, not a curated record. Lineage: Eukaryota; Metazoa; Chordata; Lepidosauria; Squamata; Phrynosomatidae.
CCCUGGGAGCUGAAAGGUUCCCCUCUAGUUCAGACCAUUGGGAAACUGCAAAGCAAAAGGAUCUACCUCCUCGCAGCUUGCAAAAGCGAUCGCUGCCGCCAAGCCAUUGCUGUGUCUUUCUCUAGAAGAGAAGCUUUGGGAUUGUGCACCUUUGGCUCUGGCAGGCAUCGCCUCGGCAACUUGUUGGUCUCCGGAGUGGCGAGGGCAAGGACCAUGCGGUGAAAAAGGAAAGAAAAGAAGGAAAGAAAGAAAGAAAGAGGCGGCAGCUCGGUGGUCUCUUGGGAAGGCAGGAGACUUGCAACCCUUUGCCUCCAUCCCCCUUCCCUUCCUUCUAAGGCCAGUUGCAGAGGGCUAUUGAGGCAGCGUUUCGGUCUCUCUCCUUGUUUUAUUACCUGGCAGCCUCCCAAAAAGGGAUCUGGAUCUGAAGCCCCUCGAGGCUCUUCUUCUUCGGAGAAAAGUGCCUGCCUUUGGAAGAACAAGGAGUCCCCCCCCCCCAAGACGUCCCUCCUUUUUCUUCUCCCCUCCUUUGGAUGUUUGGCCUUGGGAAGGAUUUGGGUCCUCUUCUUCUGCUUCUACAUCUUCUCCUCCAAAAACUGGCUUUUGUCAUCGUUCCAAAGGAAGAGGAGCCUUCUUGUUGCCUUUGGCCACAAAAGCCCAGCUUGGGAAUGAGUCCUCCGGCCUUUUGAGACGCCAGCCUCUGCCCCUACCCCGCUGCAGCCACCCUAUGGAUCUCACUUAGGGGGGAGAGUGCUUUCCCGCCCGGACUGGCCUGGCCCAAACGAUUUCAGAUGCAUGCCAGGUUCUUGGUGAAUGCCAGAUCUAGAGAUCGCUAUAGAUGGAGUCCCAAGGUCAGCAUGGCAGUGGCAGUUCAUUAGUUGUCCUUCAGCAGCCAUCUUUGGAUAGCCGUCAAAGGGUGGACUGUGAGAGAGAUGUUCAGCCUGCCGCCAUCUUGUCACUGGAUCAGAUCAAGACUAUCAGGGGCAGCAAUGAAUACACUGAAGGCCCCUCUGUGGUGAAAAAGUCUGCUCCACGGGCUGCCCCUAGACAAGAAAAACAUGAAAGGACUCAUGAAAUCAUACCAAUUAAUGUGAAUAAUAAUUAUGAACACAGGCCCAGUCACCCAGGACAUGUACUGCAUCAACAUAGUUCAAGAGCUCCUGUGUUGAGCAGGUCCACAAGCACUGGGAGCGCGGCUAGUUCGGGCAGUAACAGCAGUGCUUCUUCAGAGCAGGGUCUGCUGCUGAGGUCACCCCCGUCUAGGCCAGGUCCAGGUCACAGAUCUGAAAGGCCAAUCUGGACACAGCCCAAGCCUUCAUCGCUGAUUGUGGAUGACCUGAAGAGUCCCUUAAAAGAGGACUCAACGCAGCACAAGUUUAUCUGUGAACAGUGCGGGAAGUGCAAAUGCGGAGAGUGCACAGCGCCCAGGGCCUUGCCUUCCUGCUUGGCCUGCAACAGGCAGUGCUUGUGCUCAGCAGAAAGCAUGGUGGAAUAUAGCACCUGUAUGUGCCUGGUCAAAGGGAUCUUCUACCACUGUUCCAAUGAUGAUGAAGGGGACUCUUACGCGGAUAAUCCUUGCUCUUGUUCCCAGUCACAUUGCUGGUCUAGGUACUUAUGCAUGGGAGCCAUGUCCUUGUUUUUGCCUUGCCUGCUUUGUUAUCCUCCGGCAAAAGGAUGCCUCAAAUUGUGCCGAGGGUGUUAUGACUGGAUCAACCGUCCAGGUUGCCGAUGCAAGAACUCCAACACAGUUUAUUGUAAGCUGGAAAGUUGCCCUUCUAGAGGACAAGGCAAGCCUUCCUGAUUUAUGGAGGGAAAUGUUCAGUUCCUCAGACUGUCUUUCAGGUCGUGGCUGGCUUUUCUGUUUUCAUGCCUUCCUCUCCACUUUCUAUUUUUUCUUAUUUACAUUUUCUUUUCAUCUCACAACCUCUUUCAGCAUAAGCACAUCUGAGUAUUUCCAUGGUCUUUGGUAAGCAUGGCUCACAUACUUGCAUCUAAUUUUGUCUCUUGGCAAGUCACCUCAGGUUUGUGAGUAAUCCCUUCAUUAAAAAAUAUUGAGGAUACUGUGUUUUUCUGAAGUCUUCUACUCUGCAAACUUUCCAAAGAUGUAUUUUGUUUUGUUCUCUACAAUUCUAUGUUUAACUAAUUCUUAAUGGCUUCAGAGUGAUUAUUUCAAGUCUUCCUUGCCUGUUUUUUUUAAUAUAAAAAAUGUCCAUAAUCCAGCUCUUUAACAAAAAGAGAAAAAAGUGUUUGUUAUAGAUGGGUUGGAAUUUAGCAAACCUAGUGCUUGCCUUCUUUUCAAAUUGUAACUAGCAUGCAUUUUGCUCCCACUUUAAGAAUUCUUUAAAAUGUCUUCACAUUUCACAUUGUGAAACCACAUUUUAGCUUGGGAAGCCACCCCCAACAAAAUGUACAUUGGAGACGCUAUGGCUACAGCUAUGUCAAUUUGUUCCUGUAACUUUCAGAUAUAUACAAGGCCCUUUGAUUUCACUUAUUGAAUUUUUUUUUAUGCUACAGUUGUUGGUUUCUGAAUAUUUGACUAAUAAUCUUCAGGUAUCAUACAAUUGUGCAAACAUUCUUGGAUCUCUUCACACUUCUAUUAUUUCUGUGGUUUAAUGCCAUUUAACUUCAACCCUGAGCUCAGUAACUUUUAAUCCUCUCUGUUUUUGUUGCCUUAGCCACAAAAUGUGGUGCUUUUUUGUAUAUUUUAUGUACAAACACAAAGUUGAAUUCUGACUAUUUUUAAGACAAAGGUCUGUCAAAACUUUUUUUAUUGUAAAGAAUAUUUAUUAUAUGAAUCUCUAUUAUUUUAUGAUAUUUAUUACAAAGGACUGUUCCAAAAAUGUACUCCUGUUUGAAUAUAACAAAAUAUCAAUACUUAACGAAAAUAAGGGUGACACAAAGAAAGUACGUAUGUUAAACUAUAAUGCAGAAAAUAUAAUAAUUAAUGAAAAUGUC